AAUGAUGGAGGAGGAGGAGGUGGAAGAGAAGGAGAAGGAAGAGGAAGAGGAGGAGGAGGAGGAGGAGGAGGAAAUAGAAGUAGAGAUACCCAUGACCUCACCCCAACCACCACUUUCAACACCACCACCACCACCACCGUCAACACCACCGUCAAGCCGCCUCUACUGGUGUCCUUCGGCAACCCCCUCCUUGACCUGACAGCUGUGGUCAAGGACGCCACUCUGCACAGGUGUUUCGGGUUACCUGUGGACGGCCAGCUGGAGGUCAACUCAUCCCAGCGACCUGUUUUUUCGCACGUCAUGAAGGAGUAUCCCGUGGAGUACACAGCAGGCGGGUGUGCUCUCAACUCCUCAAGGGUGUUCUGCUGGGUGCUGGGCGAGGGGCAACGGGUGGUGUUCGUCGGGGGCAUCGGGGAGGACCAGGCCGCCACGAGACUGUCCAAGAUUGUGGAGGAGAGCGGGGUCAUUACCAGGUUUGUCAAGGUGCCGGGUCAGCCUACCGGGAGAUCGAAGUACGCCCAGCGGAACCACAAAACCCUCGUCUUCAACCUCUGCGGAAGUUACGUCUGCGAGAACAACUCAGAGGAACUGCGACAACUUCUACCUUUCGUGGACAUUCUGUUUGGGUUCGUAGAAGAGUACCGGACCCUAGACAGUGCCCUGGACGUCGAGGAACUGAGUGCCAAGGAGUGCUGGGACCCUGAGAGUAUAUGCCAUGACCUGUUGUUAGUUUUGAAGGCUAUUAGGGGGGAGGCGAACGUCAUUGAGGAUUGCGUUAGGGAGAAAAAGGAGGGGAAGGAAGUUGCAGAGAAGAUCAACACCUCCUCGGAUGUUUGUGUUCCCUCCUCCACCUCCUCCUCCUCCUCCUCCUCCUCCGACACUGUCAACACCACUGCACCACCACACCACCACCACAAUUACCACAAUGACACCACCUCUCUCUGUGAUGGUGAUGAAAAUGACGCACUUGUGGAUGGCGCUGAGACCUCGCCAGUCAACCACUCACCCACGCACUCACCCAGCCAGUCAGUCAGUCAGGGGGUUAGUCAAUCAUCCAGUCAGUCAACCGGGGAUCUACCAAACGGCACACUACCACACAUGUCAAACGGGAACCACUUCAACAGCCACACACCUACGAAAUCAACCACAAACGACACACACACACACGCACACAGGGUCAAACAGCGGGUCGUAGUCGUCACAAAGGGCCCCAGUCCGCUGCUGUACUGCCACAGGGGGAGAGUCAGGGAGAGACCAGUGCCCCCUAUAACCCCUGAGGAGAUUGUCGAUACCACAGGGGCAGGGGACUCCUUCGUGGGGGGCUUCCUGGCGGCACUGAGUCAGAAGAGGGAGCUUGCGGAGUGCUUGGACUGUGGGGUAUGGACAGCCCAGCACCUCUUGCGACAGAAGGGCUGCACUCUACCUCCUUACCCUGCGGAGUUUUUGGCCUAGACGUGUGGCGUGGGCUGCGUGGUUGUCCCCUGCUGUGUGUGUGUGUGUGUGUGUGUGUGUGUGUGUGUGUGUGUGUGUGUGUGUGUGUGUGUGUGUGUGUGUGUGUGUGUGUGUGUGUGGUUGAUCCCUCCUCCCCCCCUCCCUCCCCCUGUUUUUUUUUUUUUUUUUUUUUGGAUUUAUUUAUUUAUUUUUUGCGUCCCUUUUAUUUUCAAGCCCUUUUUGUCUUGCCCUUUUUAUUCUGUGCCUUUAAUUUUUGCCCUUUUUUCUGUCUAUCUGCCCUUAUUUUUUUUUUUUUUUUUUUCCCACUUUGGCCCCUUCAGACCUUCCCCUUCAAUAUGCCCCCUUCUGUAUGCCCCUUCCUUAUGCCCUUCAUCUUCCCCCUUCAGCCCUUCCCCUUCAGUAUGCCCCUUCAAUAUGCCCCUUCAAUAUGCCCCCUUCAAUAUGCCCCUUCAGUCCUUCCCCUUCACUAUGCCCCCUUCAGUCCUUCCCCUUCACUAUGCCCCCUUCAAUAUGCCCCUUCAGUCCUUCCCCCUUCACUAUGCCCCAUCACAGGAUCAGGACAAGUCAGUUAGUUCAAAAUACCAAUAACAUAUUAUUAUUAUUAUUAUUAUUAUUAUUAUUAUUAUUAUUAUUAUUAUUAUUAUUAUUAUUUUAUUUAUUUAUGAAGUUAAAGAUCAGUGGCAUCCCUCCACCUUCCCCUCCUGUGUGUGUGUAUGUGUGUGUGUGU
Eriocheir sinensis (Chinese mitten crab) is the source of this 2179-nucleotide messenger RNA. RefSeq lists its product as uncharacterized. Gene Ontology annotation, biological process: purine ribonucleoside salvage. Gene Ontology annotation, molecular function: adenosine kinase activity. The annotation marks the transcript as partial. The record is from RefSeq and is a predicted model, not a curated record. NCBI's taxonomy places the organism in Eukaryota, Metazoa, Arthropoda, Malacostraca, Decapoda, Varunidae. Gene Ontology annotation, cellular component: cytosol; nucleus. The transcript has 4 exons.